Messenger RNA from Alternaria novae-zelandiae, 846 nucleotides. RefSeq lists its product as uncharacterized. The transcript has 2 exons. NCBI's taxonomy places the organism in Eukaryota, Fungi, Ascomycota, Dothideomycetes, Pleosporales, Pleosporaceae. The record is from RefSeq and is a predicted model, not a curated record. Gene Ontology annotation, molecular function: protein binding. The coding region runs from base 1 to 846 and encodes 281 amino acids.
AUGGCUCCCCAAGAAAAGCGCCCUAGGCUCCCGAAGAGCGCGUUUACUAUAAGCAAAUUACCAGAUUUAAGCAGCGAGCUUAUCGCAGUCAGACUCGGUAGAGACAACUUCAAUUACGACGAGCCAGGCGAGCAGGGGCCAACCCAGGCAAAGAUCGAUCCACGACAAAGAAGAAUCGAAGAUUUCUUCAAUAUCACAGUAAAGAGGGGGGACGAACAUGUGUUUCAUGUGCAUAGAGAUGUUUUGUGCCAAACUUCCGCUUUCUUCCAGGCUGCUACAAAGCAGGUUUGGCGGGGCUAUCCUCACAAGCCUGUUGAUCUUACCACAGAACACAAUGGUAUCUUCAAACAAUACAUGCAGUGGCUAUACAGUGGCAGGAUCACGGUGCUUUGGAGCUCAGAACCGACCAACGAGGUCGACUCUUCGUACAAUCCGACCGACGAUUUGAUAGAACAGUAUCUCUUUGGCGGGAGGAUGAUGGAUCCAACUUUCCAGAAUGCUGCUAUCAAAGCCCUCAUGGAUUGCUUGAGUAACGGGUAUAGUUUUCCGAGGGCUGGACUAGUCCGUGAUGUGUACAAAGGCACUAUGGCCGACUCUCCAAUACGAAAGCUGCUUCUGGAUAUCGUGGUCAACGGUGCAGAUCAGAGCUGGGACUUUUCUGCCCUUUUGGAGAGGGCCGGAGAGGAGUUCACCAAGGACCUUAUAGUUGCAUUCGCGGCGAAACGGCCAAAGCCAGACUGUAGGUGCAAAUGCAAUCACACGAGUGUAUGGGCUUGCCCUCAAAACCAGGCGAAAUAUUACGCUGCGGUUGCGAAUAACAAGAAAAGGAAAGGUGCUCCUGCAUGA